This is a messenger RNA of Aspergillus fischeri NRRL 181, 615 nucleotides long. RefSeq names its product ubiquinone biosynthesis protein COQ11 (gene horA). The record is from RefSeq and is a predicted model, not a curated record. Gene Ontology annotation, cellular component: mitochondrion. NCBI's taxonomy places the organism in Eukaryota, Fungi, Ascomycota, Eurotiomycetes, Eurotiales, Aspergillaceae. The coding region runs from base 1 to 615 and encodes 204 amino acids. The transcript has 2 exons. Gene Ontology annotation, molecular function: protein-containing complex binding.
AUGGGCAUCCUACUUGAAGCAGAUUACAAAGGCGUGGUACGAGGGAAGGAGCCAGUUGUCAGUGGCCUACAGAGAGCUUUCAGCUCGUCGAAGCUGGGUAGCCAGAACCCUCUGACGAGGCGGGAUGGAGAGCGGCUGGAGCCUAAGGAGAGAGACGGACAGUUGACAUAUGAGAUCAUGAACAGGGAUUCUGCCAUUGCACUAGCGAAGGAGUCAUCCGGCGAACAUGUUCCAACAUUCGUAUACAUAUCAGCCGCCUCGGGAGCACCAAUGCUACCCAGUCGAUAUAUCACGACGAAGCGAGAAGCUGAGACGACCAUAGCGUCUGAACUGCCAGAGUUGCGAAGUAUCUUCAUCAGACCGCCCUUCAUGUAUGAUUCAAGCAGAAAAAUCACACUUCCAAUAGCCUUGGGUGGUUUUGUUGCCUCCCAAUUCAAUGCCCUCUUGGGUGACAGGCUUCGAUUCCUCGGUGCGAUGGUCGAUAAGCCUUUCCAGGUGGAUCUUGUGGGCGAAGCUGUAGUGGAAGCGAUGGAGGACGAGUCCAUUCGGGGCGCGGUAGGAACGAAGCAGAUAGAAAACCUGGCAACCAAAGCGUGGAGAAAAAGCAUGCUUUGA